AUGGCGGCGGCGGCGGCGGCGGCGGGCGGGCCGGGCCGCGGGCUCUGGGUGCAGGACGCCGCCUCCGCCGCCCGCCGCCGCCCCGCUCUCACCGCCGCCUCUCUAACCGCCCUGGCUCUCACCACCGGCCUGGCUCGCUCGGUACCGGACCGGAGCUCCCUGGAGGCGGCGGCGGUGGCGGCGGGGGCGGCUCUGGCGCAGCUCCCGCCGGGCUCCCGCAGCCCCCGCGCCGAGCGCCACGUCCAGCGCCUGCUGCGGCUCCGCGAGCGCGGCCGCCUCCGCGUCCGCUCCUUCGGCAUCAUCGCCGUGGCCGGUAGCGACCCGCACGGCGAGGAGCCCGCGCUGUACCGGGCGCGCUGCCCGCACCUCCGGCGGCGCGGCGAGCUGCUGGAUUUGGGGUUUUUGGGGCGCUGGUGGAUGCUGGAGGCGGCGCUGCGAGACAGCGACAUCAACGAGGAGGAGUUCGGGCACCUGGCGGAGCCGCUGCGGGCGCUGCGGCCGCGGGAGCUGCGCUCGGAGCGCAACGAGCGCCUGCACCGGGAGGGGAGGA
This is a messenger RNA of Pyrgilauda ruficollis (rufous-necked snowfinch), 550 nucleotides long. It is a transcript of the gene TIMM29, whose product is annotated as translocase of inner mitochondrial membrane 29. Gene Ontology annotation, cellular component: TIM22 mitochondrial import inner membrane insertion complex. The record is from RefSeq and is a predicted model, not a curated record. The transcript has a single exon. The annotation marks the transcript as partial. NCBI's taxonomy places the organism in Eukaryota, Metazoa, Chordata, Aves, Passeriformes, Passeridae. Gene Ontology annotation, biological process: protein insertion into mitochondrial inner membrane.